UACACGGUGAGAUUUUAUCUUUACGCAAUGACAACGUGAACCCUGAAGAUGACGGCAGAAACACUGUAAUGUAGUCGCAACAGCGCCCCUAUUGGCCGAUGGCUGUCACUGCCACAACAUCGUCAAGCAAGGUGUUACUCGAGACGCCAGAGGCUGACAGCCUGUCACCUUUUCGCCAACCUUGCCAGUGGCAGCCAAUGUUGCUGUUGGAUCACCUUACCAGUGAUGAAAAAGAAGCCUGUUUUGGAGUUAACGAGAAGUAAGGCAAAGACUGAUGGAGGGAAUCUGACUAUUCUGCAUUAACAGCGCUCAUAGCUGGCAUUUUCUGUCUUCUUAUCUCUGCUAACUGGAAGAAGACUCUGUCUAAUUGAUGCAACAGUAAGUGGAAAGUUCAAAGGUUGUGAGGGUAGAGCCUGAUGGAUCAUGGUGGUCAGUUGGACUACGAAGCCAGAAUAAUGUCACAUGUAAUGGCGGGUGGGGUCGAGCAUUGUGACAAUAACACGCCACACCCUGAUCUUUUGACUUCCCAAAACCUCAACGAGACUCAGACUGAACAUUCUUCAGCUUUACAAAAUGAAUUUGGAGGCGGUGCGUUUUUCAACAACAACCAGGAGGCAGAGAAAGAGCGAUACCAAGAAGAAGAAGAGGACAUUGAUGAAGUGAUGAAGGACGAGGAGGAAGAAUCUGAGGCAUCAAGUUGCCUACUUAACUGCCAGUCCACAGAUACUCCUAUGACUGACUCCUCCUAUUCAGAAACAGGAAGCAUAUUGGAGAAUCCCUUCAGUCCUGGUACAAGUCCAGAACCUACAUCCCCUGUCAUCCAAGAGAAAUCAUCUCCCAUCAGCCCUUUGGAAGUGGAUCAGAGUGAAGUGAACUUCGGUGGCUUUAACGUUGAACCUCUUGCCUCCAGCACAUCAGGAGUGACCUUCACUACAGGGCCUGUGCUCUCUACUCAUAUAUCUUUAACCUCAGACACUGGGCUGAGCUGCACUGAUGGACAAGCGCUUGUCUCACUUACAUCCACUCCAGAACCUCUCACAAACUCUACUCUGCUCUGCGAAAGACUUCCAUGUACCAUCGGGUCUGCUGAAAUGACAUCCACCUCAAGGCCCAAUACUUCCAUUACCUCUAUUAAUCAAACAAUCAUGCCCCUCACCCUCAUCACCAAGCACACAGAGUCUUCAUCCUCUACUGGACCUCUACCCUCAGAAAACAAUACUUCCUCUCUGGUGCCCACUUGCUGCACUACAAGGCUCACCUCUCCUCUAAUGGACUCUCUGGAGCAGUUGGCCCAUAGAGGCGAUGAUGUUCGCCUUCCACUCGACCUACAUCAGAUCGCUGAGGCCUCUGUCUUGCAUGAAGAUUACCAGCUGGCUUUAAGGUGUAUCCAGCUGGAGAGGCUCUACCACCAGAGAGUUUUGGACAACCUCAAUGCUCUUCAGCAACAGUGGGAGAGUCAGUGUAUGAGAACCUCCAGCAGUCUGGAAGCCCGACAUCUGGACACUCUGAGAGACAUCUGCCAGACACACACUCGACCAUGUGCUGCAGAUGUGGCGUCUGCAUCUCUUGACUUAAGGCCCACCAUUAAACAAGGGGAUACACUGCCUCCACAUCCAUCAGCCUAUCAGACUGAAUGUAGGAUGCAGCAGAGAGCUCAAGAUUUCUCACAGCAACUCCAUUCCCCCGACAGUUCAGAAAAAGACAGGGAACACCCUGAAUGCAAUUUAGAAGGGAGGGUCGGUUUCCAUGGGACUGAGCUGACUGAGAAGGAGGGCAGUGGCAAAGAGCAAGGGGAGUGUCCGGAACAUACCAAUUCACAUGAGGAAAACAUGGUGUACCCCUCUGAAGAUGGAGAAAUGGAUCAGACCAAGCCCGCAGAGCAGCAGGGUGGAGACUUAGGUCCAGCACAGGGAAAAGAAGUGAAUAGGGAAGAAGAAGGGAGCAAUGUGGGAAAAUCUGCAGAGGCACUGAGUAUGGAGGAUGAGACUGAAGAAGAGGAGGAGAAAAAGAAGAGGGCGCCCAAAGUGGAGACACUGCACAGGGAAAUAGAAGCAGAGGUGGAAGCUCAAGAGGAGAGCAAUGAAAGCUGCCUACUGCAGCAUGAACCCCAUCUUCCUCAAGAGGCUCGUCUGGAACAGGACAAGCUGGGCAACGAAGUGGAGCAAGAAGAAUAUGAAGACGAGCUAAGGGACGUCUUCAGAGAAGCGGUCACACUGGACGACAUGGCUAGACUCAUCACUGUAGAGGAAAUGUCUCCUGCCUGUGGCCUCGUCUCCAUCUUGAAGAAGAAGCGUUUACCUGUGGAUGAUGUUAGCUCAGACUCCAAGCCCAAUAAACCAACUGCCAAAAGACGGGUCCGCUUCAGAGUGGCAGAUGAUGGCUUUGACAACGAUGUUCGUGGGAGGGACUCGUGCCUGCUCCUCUUCCUGCUUUGUCUGGUUACUGUGGUGAUCAGCGUGGGCGGCACCACCCUUUAUUGCGCACUGGGGGACGUCAAUUCGUCCGUCUGUCAAGACUUCUCCAGAAAUGUGGAUUUCUACUUUGGACAGAUGCAGCGUGCCAUUACGCAGAUCCAACACUGGUUUGGUCCAAGUUCAUCGUAGCAACAGCAGCAGCAGAGUUUUAUGACUUGCCCUGUGCAGGUUAGUGUCUCCCAGGUGGACCUGUUUAGUUUGAAGGGGUCCACAUUGACUUAUUACACCAAAGGUCUCUCUGGGUUUGGAAUCAUGACUGGAUCCAAAUUUCUUACUUGACUCCCUUAAAAACAAAACAGUUUAUGUAAUUUGUUAAACAAAAAAAAACAGUUUGUGAGCUAGAAGGCUCAGACACACCCAGCACACACACACAUUCUGCACAAAUUGUGGCCUCACAGGCAUGUUGCAACCACGAGAGUUGCUUUUAAGGACGUCUUUUUGUGUGUUUUGUAAAAACCCAUGCAUUUCUUCACUAUUUGGAAUGAAAUCAUUAUGUCUUAAUCAUGUCUUAACACAUUGAUUGUCAUCAGUGAGGCAUUUAUGUGGUUUUUUUAAUGAGCCACUUACUUGGGGUAAUGAUUCGGAUUUAUUGCAGUACAAAGCACUGAUCUUAAGCUAUGCAUUGUUUUACCAUGUAACUUGGACAAGCAGAUAUAUUACAUCUACUUACAGGAUUACAGUACGCAGGACAAGAAUGUUUAACUCAACAGGUACAGACAGCUUUUGUCUUUAUUUUGUGUAAUAUUCUCUGUUAUGUGUGUAUAUCACAAUGUUAGUGGGAUGUUAUGUAGCAUUGUGUCAGCCCAGCUGUGUCUUUGUAUCUCUCAGGAUUUCUAUACAUCGUUCUCGUUUCUGUUCACUAUCCAGGACUUGUGUUUGCCUCUGAACGCAACACAGGAUUGUGUAUCAACUUUUGUUUUAGUUGAAAGUCUACAUUAUAUGUCUUACUUAAAGGGGAACUGCACUUUUUUUUUCGUUCACAAUCAUGAUGAAAGACAUGACGACGACGGAUGGAUUUUUUUUAAUGCAUUGUAAAUAUUAAAUACAUUCGAUCGAAAGUCCGCUUACAAUGGAGCCUAUGGGAGCCGUUCAAUUCUGCCUAAAGAGCCCCUAAAAACAUCCUAACACCUCCAUUAGGGUUUUAUGUACAUGAUGUAAGUAUAUAUGUAAUGUAGUAACAGGCACAUUUAUAAUAACAUUUAAUAUUUACGUAUUUUGAUCAUUUUAAGCAUACACGGCACAUUAGUUUUUAAAACGCAUCACCACGUUUGUUUUUUUCUUCAUCACUGAUUCCUGCUCACUGCAGACUUAUUGAGAGCCAACAAACAUAAUUUAACAUCACUUAAUGUAUGAGGUCUGCUGUCAUUAGGAUGGUCAUGUAUUCCCAUUUAAGAUGAAAAAUGUCUCAUAAUCCUCGCGAAGAAACGGGGUGGGGGGAACAAGUUAUUUUCGUGUCGUCCUCGCCAGUUUCAGGUCCCAAAUGGCGGUCAACGUGUCCCAACUUGUCAGAUUAUAUUAACAGCCACCUUCUGUCCAGGUGAGAGGCAUGAUUUAUGAUCUACAAUAAAUUUACAGGCAGUAGGGAAGCGUGAAAGCAGCAGACCACUUGAUAAUGUAAAGAUUGGCACACAGGAAAUGAUCAUGUCACCUCUAUAAAUACUUUGCCUGCGUUAGUGCUUAUAAUAUUACUAAUACUUGGUUAAUAUUCAAGUCACAAGAUGUAAAUGGAGUAUUUUUGGCGCUUUCUAUUACGGAGUAUUGUUGGCGGUAAAUCUGAUUUUAUGGGCGGAAUAGAGGAGCUCCCGUUGGCUCUGCUGUAAGCGGACUUUUGUUUAAUUCUGUUUAAUAUUUAGAAUGCAUUAAAAAAAUCCAUCCGCCGUCGUGUCUUUCAAAAUGAUUGUGAAUGAUAGGCAAAAUGUAAAAAAAAGUGCAGUUCCUCUUUAAGCAGUAUGCCGCGAAUACUAAAGCAAAGUUUCAACACGUGAGAGGAGCUUCCAUGCAUAAUUGAUAGUCUUAGAUCAGUAUUAUCAUGUCACACAAUGAUGUAAAGCGUUGUGAUUUCCUUCUUGUUUUUAUUUGCACGAGUCUCCUGGCUGGUUCAGAUGACUCCGAUAAGUCUACUUAUUUAUGACUGGGUGGGUGCAAAGAUUCCGUCUAUACUGGUCAUCCUCACUUUAAUGAUUGCCGUUGCACAUUAUAAUAGUUUUUCAUCUUUUAUGCAGGCUUUUUUUUAAAUAAUGGAAUGCUUUUUAACUAAUGAUGUGUAAUUUGUUUUUAUCACUUUUCUACCUGAAAGGUUCGGUUACAUUAGAUUGUGAUGUUUGUACAGUCUUCCAAGCAAGGCAAUGUGGUUUGUCAUAAUCUGAUAACCGCAUUGUUCACCGUGGUCUAAUAUUUGAAAAAUAAGAACAAAAGUUAUUAUUCGGAUGCUUCAACAACACUAAUUGGCUUUGUUCAUGUUAUUUGAGUAAGGAUUAGUAUUGAUAGUAAUACAGUACAUUCUUAUUCAUACCUGUGUAUUUUAUCUUAUAAGAUAUUCCAUCUUUGGUACCUGUUAAUGUCUAACCCUGAAGUAAAGUCUUUAAAUAUG
Entelurus aequoreus (snake pipefish) is the source of this 5064-nucleotide messenger RNA. RefSeq names its product consortin, connexin sorting protein a (gene cnsta). Lineage: Eukaryota; Metazoa; Chordata; Actinopteri; Syngnathiformes; Syngnathidae. Gene Ontology annotation, molecular function: connexin binding. The record is from RefSeq and is a predicted model, not a curated record. The coding region runs from base 417 to 2603 and encodes 728 amino acids. The transcript is spliced from 13 exons. Gene Ontology annotation, biological process: positive regulation of Golgi to plasma membrane protein transport. Gene Ontology annotation, cellular component: plasma membrane; transport vesicle; trans-Golgi network.